AUGAUUUUGCGUACAUUCGCUCGAAUAAACCGACCACAACAGCGAUGGUUCGAUCUCACUAUUCACCGUCAAUUCCAUCAAACGGCUCGAUUAAAUUGUGGCGUUCUUUCCUACUUCUAUAAUUCACCAACUCCAAGUAUUCGUUCAAAUGACGACUAUCGAUCGUUGCUGAACGGUCUAAAUACCUUGAAACAUCGUGGUCCGGAUGGAGCGCCAUCGUUAUGGCAAAAUGAAGAGAAAACGGUCGGUCUCGGUCAUACUCGUUUAUCAAUCAUUGAUUUAAGCGACCGUGGUCGACAACCACUGCACUCUUUCGACCAGAAGCUACAUCUCUCCAUGAAUGGCGAAUUGUACGAUCAUGAUCGAAUUCGUCGGCAAGGCAUUGAACAAGAUGAAUACCAAUUUCUCAGUGAAAGUGAUAGUGAAAUAGCCCUAUAUUUAUAUCGAAAGUACGGUCUCGAAUUUCCAAAAUAUCUUCGUGGGGAGUUCGCAAUAACAAUGUAUGACGACGAAAGAAAAAUAUUCAUCGCUGUUCGAGAUCGUUUUGGCAUCAAACCAUUGUAUUACACGUAUUACGAUAAUAAACUACUAUUUGCUUCAGAAAUCAAAGCUUUGUUUGCAUUUGGAGUACCAGCUGUUUGGAAUGAAGAGGUUAUUUAUAACGUUGGGCAAAUGCGUAGUUUGCAAACUGUUUUCAAAAAUAUCCAACAAGUUCCGCCUGCUCAUCUGUUAAUCGCAACAGAAAAUGGUACAGUGCAUCUGUCGAGAUACUAUGAAAUGUCAUACAUCACUCGUGAAGAGGAAAAGAAUGAUGAACGUACUGAAAGGGAAAUGAUCGAUGGUGUACAUGAACACCUUUUGAAUGCAGUUCGUCUUCGUAUGCGAGCUGAUGUCAAAGUCGGUGUGUUCCUCUCGGGUGGCCUAGACUCUUCGGCUGUCUUAGGUAUUGCAACGACGCUGACAGAUCAACCGAUCGACACAUAUUCCAUUGCAUUCAAAGAACAUGUUGAUUUCAAUGAGCAAAGUUUGUGUAUUGAAACGAACAAACAUUUUGGCUCGAACAAAACCACGCAGCACAUCGUGGAAAUAACGCAUGAUCAAUUAGCUGAACAUUUCGAUGAUUUUGUUUGUCAAUAUGAAUAUCCGCUAAUGGCAACGAGUCCAGUGGGAAAAUAUAUUUUAUCCAAAAUAGUUCAAGAGAACCAUGGAAAAGUGGUUCUAACUGGUGAAGGAAGUGACGAAAUCUUUUCUGGCUAUGUUCCAUUUCGUCAAGAUUAUCUAUCAUACGAUCUUCCGAAUGAUCCAUCCGUCUUUCACUCGACGACUGAUGAGCAACGUGAAAAAAUUGUCGAAUCGUUAUCGCGAAAUAUUCUAAGCGCAAUGGAUAGUCUCGAUUGUCGAGAUCGAGAAGCAGACUGCAUUCAGACAAUGGGCUAUUUUCCAGCUCAAGAACGUUCAUUAAUGUUUGCAUGGCAUGGCAUUUUUGCUGACAAUCUCAAAGAGAAAUACGAGCAUUUUCAUUUGAAUAGUUUUUAUCUCAAUGACUCUACACUUUAUGAUUAUCAUAUCAGACAACAAAUGAUGAAAUAUGAAAUUUCACGUGUACAUUCAAGUCAAUACAUGAUGAUGAAAACAAUUCUGUUAAAUAUUCUUCUGAAAGCUUAUGGUGACACGGCAGAAAUGGCUCAUUCAGUUGAAGGACGUUUAGCGUUCCUUGAUCACUACUUGGUUGAUUACGUGAACCGUUUACCAACGAAAAUGAAAUUGAAACUGCAAAAUGGUUCGAUUGUUGAAAAAUAUAUUUUGAAAGAAGUGGCGCGGCCAUAUAUUACGGAACAAGUUUAUCGAAGAGAGAAACAUCCGUUUGCUUCACCACCAUCUUUACUCAAUCCAAAAUCGAAAAUUUAUCAAUACAUUCAGGAUACAUUCAAUUCAAACGAUGUGAAUCAAUUGAAAGGUCUUUUCGAUAUCGAAAGAUUACGUGAAAAAUUGAAUAAUUUACAUAAAAAUCAAGAAUCAAUGAAUAAGCAAUAUCUAUGGGGAGAAUUAGCAAUUAUGGAGGGACGUUAUUUGAUGAUCUGCAGCUGCUUAGCAUUAACUAAGCGCUUCAAUGUUAAAUACACUUAG
Molecule: messenger RNA, 2127 nt
Organism: Adineta ricciae
Lineage: Eukaryota; Metazoa; Rotifera; Eurotatoria; Adinetida; Adinetidae
Source: the annotation of a GenBank genome assembly